GGAUGAUAGCUACUGGCAUAGUUAACUAAAUUCAAAAUUGGGCAUCACCUGUGACUGAAAAGCAGCGGUCUCUUCAUCCUCCAUCUCCAUCCACCACGCUAAAUAACUGGCUGCUUGACCAGCCGGUUGCUUGCCUCCCGCCUAUCCUAUCUCCGCGAAGGCCCAAUGUCUGCUCUAUGACAACCCCAGAUGCACUCCGAGAUGCGGAACACAUCGCUGACAUCUCCAAUUUUUCGCACGACAAUGAUGACGAACACCAGAUGUCGUCGCAGCUGCUGGACUCCAGAAAGGAUAUCCGGUCAAAGGCGAAAACCGUUCUCCUCAAUCGCCUCCUGCAUGACUUCGAUCUCCUGAUAUACUGCCAGCUCUCUUCGCUGUAUUACAUGGACUGCUCUAUCUUCCACUUCGCCAUCCGGGCAGUCAUCCAAUUCGGUUAUCUCACUCCCAAACCUACCUUCGAGCCUCCUGAAAAUCAGCCCUACAUCGGAGCUAUUCUCACCAGCAAUCUGCUCUGCAUGUUCCUUCAUUGCAUAUCCGCCGCGCCUAUUGCCGGCGAAGUCUCACGGGGCUACCUCCACGGAGGACUCUUCAUUGAUUUUAUCGGACAGAAGGGCCCGAUUUCAAAAGUUCGUCUGAUCGUCAUGGACAUCCUAGUUAUGAUCCUGCAAAUUAUUAUGAUGGGGGUCAUAUUGGAAAAGGAAAAGGUCAAGGCCACCUCGCCCCGUGAAUCGUCUAAUUCUGCAUCGGGGAGUCACUCGCCUACGUCCGACUCGCGUGCCUCCCAGGAUAUCGACUCGGAAGAGCGCGGUGUACGUCGUUCUAGGGAGACUGAGGCGCCAGGCGCUGAUGGCAUUGAGCUGCAAAAUUUGCAACCCUCAGAUGCGCAAAAUAAUAUUCACGAUGAAAGAAAUGAAGAAAGGGAUCACGAGCGGCACCGUCUGUUAUCUGAUGCCACUCCCGGCGCAGCGGAUCACUUCGAUAACUCCAUGCAUCCUCGCGAUGAAUUCCUUACGGGGGAUUCGGUGAUUAUGGAAUUGGACAUCUACAAAACCUUUCGCGAUCAAUGGCGGCGCAAUACAAGGACUAGUACACCCGCUGAAUCCUCCGGCUCGUCGACAAGCAUUUCCCCCCGCGUUUAUUUUCGACGACGGUUCGGGGCUCAUUUUGGUGCAGGCUUUUAAGCAGGCUUUUUCUUUUCUUUUUCUGUACGAUAAGUCUUGAAACAUACCCCUUUUUAACGACGUAUGAUAUUUAAACGGGUUGCAUAUAUCCACCCCCGAGGUACCAUGAGGCUGGGCGUUACCGGGUUCCAUGUAAUAGAAUACGGAGUAGCUAACGCCAUGAUGUAUAAAUAUCACUGGAGACGGUUGCUGGGCACCUUUUCGCCAUUUUAAUGCAUUUAUUCAUUCUA
Messenger RNA from Coccidioides immitis RS, 1411 nucleotides. RefSeq lists its product as uncharacterized. Lineage: Eukaryota; Fungi; Ascomycota; Eurotiomycetes; Onygenales; Onygenaceae. Gene Ontology annotation, biological process: protein processing; SREBP signaling pathway. The coding region runs from base 177 to 1181 and encodes 334 amino acids. The record is from RefSeq and is a predicted model, not a curated record. The transcript is spliced from 2 exons. Gene Ontology annotation, cellular component: Dsc E3 ubiquitin ligase complex.